UUUGUGCUCUGUUAGCUUCCUCUGUUUUCAGUUCAUUGCUUUUCUCCUUUUAGUCCCAUACACAACUCUUCUUUUUUUCUUUUUCAGCUUCCUUUGUUUUCAAAAUAAAAAAGAAAAUGGGUGGAAGUUCCCCUUGUGCCUCAUGCAAAUUGCUGAGACGCCGUUGCACAAAAGAUUGCACCUUCGCUCCUUAUUUUCCUUCUGAUGAUCCCCAAAAGUUUGCCAUAGUUCACAAGGUUUUUGGAGCUAGCAAUGUUAGCAAAAUGUUGCAGGAACUUCCAGUUCACCAGAGAGCAGAUGCAGUGAGUAGUCUAGUGUAUGAGGCAAAUGCAAGAGUGAGGGACCCUGUGUAUGGUUGUGUUGGAGCCAUAUCCUACUUGCAAAAUCAAGUUUCUGAGCUUCAAAUGCAACUUGCAGUUGCUCAAGCAGAGAUAUUCUGCAUCCAGAUGGAACAUGAGUCAGUGAUGCCAACCUCAGAAAUUGAUCUAGACCACAAGUCUUACUUGUUCCAAAAUGACUUCACUCAGUUUCUUGGUUUUGGCACUUCCAGCAAUGUAAUUCACAACUCUCUUGAGCAAUUUUAGCCAAGACAUGGUUUCUUGAAUGAAAAUUGCUCACAUGGUUUGGUUUCUAUUAGCCCAUUGUUUGUCCAUUUUUAAUAGUUCAGAAAAUUUUAUUUCAUACAUCUGUGAGCUUUUUCUACUUAGCCAGUAAGGAGAUUUCUAAGGUUGACUUUUGUAUUUGAUUGAGUAAACAAGUAACUUGGUACUUGUAUGUUAAUGCAGCAAGUAAGGACAAAAUCGGUGGUUGUUUUAAAAAAUGUCAAACAUUCUGAUAAUUUUAUAU
This is a messenger RNA of Cajanus cajan (pigeon pea), 846 nucleotides long. RefSeq names its product LOB domain-containing protein 12. The record is from RefSeq and is a predicted model, not a curated record. Lineage: Eukaryota; Viridiplantae; Streptophyta; Magnoliopsida; Fabales; Fabaceae.